AUGGCAAAACUUUUUAUAACUUUGGCUAUUUUAACCGUUUUUGGCGCUGUUUUAGUUAAUGGUUUUGAUAAAAAUGCAGCUGUCACAGCAUUUAUGGCUAAAAUGGAUGAUUGCAAAGCGGAAGUCGGAGCAAAGGAUUCUGAUGUUGAGGAUCUAGUUGGUAAGAAACCUUCCUCUACCAUGGAAGGCAAAUGUUUGCGAUCCUGUCUCAUGAAGAAAUAUGAAGUGAUGGACACUAAUGGUAAAUUCCUUAAGGAUGUGGCCGCAACACAUGCUCACAAAUACACAGAUGGCUCAGAAGAUAGAAUGAAAAUAGCUCAUGAAAUAAUUGAUAACUGCAGUAGCAUUGAAGUAGCUGAUGAUCAUUGUGAGGCAGCCGAGCAGUAUGGAAAAUGCUUCAAGGAACAAGCCAUGGCUCACAAUAUUAAGGAUGAUUUUGAUUAUUAAAGAAGAAAUAAACCCAAGCUAUUCAAUUGGAUAUGA
Messenger RNA from Calliphora vicina (urban bluebottle blowfly), 483 nucleotides. RefSeq names its product general odorant-binding protein 28a-like. NCBI's taxonomy places the organism in Eukaryota, Metazoa, Arthropoda, Insecta, Diptera, Calliphoridae. Bases 1 to 447 code for a protein of 148 amino acids. Gene Ontology annotation, molecular function: odorant binding. The record is from RefSeq and is a predicted model, not a curated record. The transcript is spliced from 3 exons.